Symbiodinium necroappetens is the source of this 372-nucleotide messenger RNA. The record is from the annotation of a GenBank genome assembly. Lineage: Eukaryota; Dinophyceae; Suessiales; Symbiodiniaceae.
GCUGCACAGCUCAACGAUUUUCUGGAUCAGCUUCCCGAAGUGCCUCGAAAUAAGGUCUUUGUUGAUGACUCGGCAGGGUACCAGGCUUACUCUGCGAUGAACUUUGGUCGCCUCGGAAGCAAACCCGUGGAGGGAGUGUCCUUGGAGGCACCCGAUCUGGGAGGCGUGGAGGGACUGUUUCGCUACUUCAGCAAGAUGACGUCUUUGGCUCCACAGCAGAGAGACGCAAGCGGAGUGCCGGAGGGAGUGCUCCUUCUCGGUGGCACUUUCGUUGUACGGGGUGCAGAGGUGGCGUAUGCCUGGGCAGACAGAAUUCCUGGUGACUAUCCCAGGCCAGCAGAAGUUUUCGCGGGCUUGGCGGACACAGAUUAG